GGAAGUAGCGCUUCGUCAGCAGCCAUCAGAUCGACCAGAGAGCCAUAUCAGACCCCGAGGGAAGGAUCUGGUCCCCUUUUACUCCCCUAAUGUCAUAUUAGUUUUUGGUCGACGGCGAAUUAAUUUAGGAGGCUCCGAAGACCAAUGUCGUCGCUUUCGUUUUCGUUCUGAUUUAAAAAACCGUUAUCUACCGAAACAGAAUGGAAAGGACGAGCACCUCUGCGGGCACUUUUAGGACAUAAUCGAUCGGUUUUAAAAACGUGUAUUGAGGGUUCAAAGUUCACUGUCUGAUUUUCAAACGCUUCGUCAGUCCAAGCUAUAACUUUUUUUUUAAUUAUUUUUAGCCGAUACUUUCAAGAUAGUUUCUCCCUACAGCACGAGACUAAAAGUUACGCCGACUACUCGCCACGCCCCUUCUUUCUUAAAGACGUAUCGACCUCCGAGCGCGUUCAAUCCUUCAGUCACUCGUCUCACGGCCAGAAGGAUGAGAGACCCUGUGAAUUUUAGUGCUAUUCACAAAAUAUGCAAGUUGAUCGUGUUGCUGUGUUUUCUCCACAUUUCAGUGGUUUUUGUUUUUUACGUUAAGUCGUUCGACAUCGGACAUGCGUUUAUUCAUAAAGAGCCAACUUUUACCAGACGGAAUUCAACUGCACGGCCGUUCCCGGCCGGGACGAAUUCCGUUUCAACAGCCGAAGGACUAGCAACCACAAACCAUGAAAGGAACCAGGGGAUCUCUUCAAAUAAACAACUACCUGUCGCAGCCAGUCAACAGACCAUUGAGCUUGGGAAAUGUCCCGAAACAUCGCCACUCUUAGUGGGCCCGCUGCAGGUGGAGUUCAAAACCCCCGUCUCGCUGGAGCAGGUCAUGAAGGAUAACGUGGGCUUGAGACCGGGCGGGCGCUACACACCCAAAGACUGCGUCGCCCUGCAGAAGGUUGCCAUCAUCAUACCUUUUCGGAACCGGGAUGAGCACCUCAAGUUCUGGCUCCACUACCUCCACCCGAUCCUGCAGCGACAGCAGCUGGAUUACGGCAUCUACGUCAUCAAUCAGGGAGGAACGCAGACGUUCAACCGUGCAAAGCUGCUCAAUGUGGGUUACAUGGAGGCGCUGAAGGACUACGACUACGGCUGCUUUGUCUUCAGCGACGUAGACAUCAUCCCCAUGGACGACCGCAACACCUACAAGUGCUUCGACCAGCCACGCCACCUCUCAGUCUCCAUGGACAAGUUUGGCUUCAAGUUACCAUACUGGCAAUACUUCGGGGGCGUGUCAGCCAUGAGCAAGGAGCAGUUCCAGAAGAUCAAUGGCUUACCCAACAGCUACUGGGGCUGGGGAGGCGAAGACGAUGACAUCUACAACAGGUUAUCCACGAAGGGUAUGACCAUCUCUCGGGCCAGUGGCACGGUGGGGAAAUGCAGAAUGAUUCGACACAACCGGGACAAGAAGAAUGAGCCCAACCCUCAGAGGUUUAACCGACUGGCGCACACCAGGGACACCAUGGCCAAGGAUGGCAUCAACUCGCUCACGUACACUGUGGUUGGCAAGGAGCAGAGGCCGUUGUACACCUACAUCACCGUGGAAGUGGGGGAACCAUGACCCACCUCCACUGACCGCCGCAGUACCCAAAUGUGCCUUACAUGACCUUCUACGGAAGCCAGCCAACAAACUCUUUUUGUCGCGUUUUAAUAUUUUUUUAGGGGGGGGGGGGGGGGGGGGGGGGGUUGUCUCUCAUAAACAUUGGAUAUCGCUGAGGAAUAAAGCAGUGAAUCUUUUGAACACAUGAAUAUGUGUUGUGGCGCUACUUUGUACCAAAGUGCCCGCUUGUCUCUGGGACGUCUGCAGCAUCUCCUUCACAACCCCAGUGUGUGUGUGUGUGUGUGUGUGUGUGUGUGUGUGUGUGUGUGUGUGUGUGUGUGUGUGUGUGUGUGUGUGUGUGUGUGUGUGUGUGUGUGUGUGUGUGUGUGUGGGGGGGGUUCCCAGCCCAAUAAAUGUUUUGGGGUAUAAUAUAUUAUCGUAUUCUGUUUUUAGGAGGGGUGUGUGUGUGACCAAAGUUGUGCGUUUCUUGGGGGAGGGGCUGGAGCUUCCCCUGGCUUAAUCCACCUGGAGCCCUCUCCCAGUCCCAGGCUGCCUGGGAACGAGCCUGCCCUGGCGGCUCCUCAGUCCUACCGAAUGUACUCUGCUGGCAGGGCGGUCACAGGCCCGCUCACUGACACUUUGAAUCCACCCAGUCAGGAGUUCAUUCACUCAUAUCAGGUGUCUUUUAAACUGAUAAGAGGUUUUGGAUUAUUUAAGGGUGUGUUGAGGGUUUUUUUCUGUUAAUGAGAAAAAUACCGUGGGUGUGUAAAUGUUUAGAUUGGAAGAAUAAGGUGUGUAUGCAUGCGUGCGAGUGUCUUGUGUGGAUGCAAUAUGAUUGCAUCCAGGUUGGCUCAUUUGAAAUGACAAAAUGUGCCUUCUAGUUACUUGUUACUGGGUCCUGUUACUCAUCAAUAUGCUGUUGGGGGAAGGUUCUCUCUGGGUUUGAUGUAGUUAUCCCUGGAGAGAACACACUCACCUGAGCCUUUAAUGCCUUUUGAAGACCUAAUCGAAGUGCUGAGAGAUCUUCCAAUAGUGUGUCUGCUAGAGUUUAGAUGAACGCGCAUAGUGGCGUGGAAGCUUGAGUAAAAGUGACUUUAUCUGUCAUUCCUCUGCGACGAAACCUUUGUGGGAUCACUCCGAGGACUACGUCCUUUGAUUGAUCCACGGCCAACAGUAAAUGAUUGCCCAUCCAUUAAUUUCACCCCUGCUGGAGCACAGGGCUCUGGCUGCCCGCAGCCUUACCUGGCAACACUUAGUGCUUGUUCCCAGGGACGGGUGCUUCAGAGAGGCUGAUAGACCAAACGGUGUGCGUGUGGGUUGUCUUGAUGACUGUGCUCCAAUAAACUGCAGGGAGCUUUCCCGAUGACUAUCAGGUGUGUGUGUGGAUGUACGCGAGUCACGGGUGGUUGUCAUGUUCAGAGUUGACCUCUGUUGCAUUGAUUUGAUCUCAAUCUGUGGACAACAGCCUUAGUUGGCUGGCUUAUAGUCAGAUAAAUCACCGCCACGUCCCGAUGAAUUGAUCAGGCAUUUUGUUAUUUUCUUUAUUUUGAUUUCACAUGUGAUGCUUUGUAUGGAACUAUCAGAAUCUUUAUGCACGUCAAUCUCUCCUGUGAUUUUAAUUUUUUUUAUUUUCCUUUACUUUUUUGCCAAAGUUGGAUUGUGGUAUAAAAUGUAAGAUUGUUGUAGUUUAUCACAUCUAUGCGUUGGGUCUCUUUCUGAAUGGCUCUAUUCUGUAUUUGUUCAUGCAGAAUGAAAGUGGAAACUAAUACGCUAGGAUACACUUUGGCCUAUUGUUGCCAUGCGUUGCCAAGCUAACAUUAAACCUUGUGUUGAAUAGGU
Molecule: messenger RNA, 3415 nt
Organism: Gadus morhua (Atlantic cod)
Lineage: Eukaryota; Metazoa; Chordata; Actinopteri; Gadiformes; Gadidae
Gene: b4galt1l
Product: DP-Gal:betaGlcNAc beta 1,4- galactosyltransferase, polypeptide 1, like
Exons: 6
Coding region: 485-1597 (370 amino acids)
Biological process (GO): carbohydrate metabolic process; protein N-linked glycosylation
Cellular component (GO): Golgi apparatus
Molecular function (GO): beta-N-acetylglucosaminylglycopeptide beta-1,4-galactosyltransferase activity; cytoskeletal protein binding
Source: RefSeq, a predicted model, not a curated record